UUACUUCCGGUUUCAUUUGCGUUAUGACGGUUUUUUCACUGCGGUUUCUAGUUCUAAGAACGGGUGUUGUCUAUUUUUUCCGAAAUGCUUUGAUAUUAAAUCAGAUCCGUUACACUUUGCCAGUGCAGUCUGUUGUACAACCUUACGCCAGUUGCUUUAAGUCAAUGGAGAAUUUCACUGGUACAAGUAUUCACGCCGCUCAUAUACAUGAAAUACACGAAGUUCCCUUUCAUGUGUUGAUUCGUCCGUUUCCAUCAGAACUAGAUGAAGAGAAAGUACUGAGUCUUAUGAAAACUCUAAAGAAUCCUCAAACAAAAGAUGAUGUUCCACCUGUAGACGUGCUUUGGGUGAAAGGAACUGAAGGAGGAGACUAUUAUUAUUCUUUUGGUGGUUGUCAUAGAUACGAAGCACACAAGAGACUAGGUCUUCCUACUAUUAGAAGUAAACUGAUUAGGUCUACUGUUGAAGACCUCAGGACAUAUUUAGGAGGUUCAACUCCUAAUCUAAAGUGAUUUUGCUACCGAAUAAAGAGCCUGUUGUUACAAAUAAAUUUAUUAUAUUUUAUUUUGUUAUUGCUUCUACAAAGAGAUAAUUUUAAGUGUAUUUAAAAAGUGACAAUGUUUGUAAGUUAAUUUUUAUAUGAACAAUGUUUAAAUUUUGUUAAUAAGAAUAAAACUUUUAUGU
Uloborus diversus is the source of this 684-nucleotide messenger RNA. RefSeq names its product sulfiredoxin-1-like (gene Srx). Gene Ontology annotation, cellular component: cytoplasm. The record is from RefSeq and is a predicted model, not a curated record. Gene Ontology annotation, biological process: cellular response to oxidative stress. The transcript has 2 exons. NCBI's taxonomy places the organism in Eukaryota, Metazoa, Arthropoda, Arachnida, Araneae, Uloboridae. Gene Ontology annotation, molecular function: sulfiredoxin activity. The coding region runs from base 24 to 512 and encodes 162 amino acids.